AUGUCAGAGAAGCAUCCUGAGAGGGCGACAGAACCUGAACAUCCUCACAGGGAAAGUGCGACAUGUGAGAUACAGGAUGGAGCUGAAGACUUGGAACAUGUCCACGGGAGACUUCCCGGAUUGAUGGCUACCCUGAACCUGGAAGAGAGCAUCGGUCUUCCCACAAGGGCAGAUGGUGGUCAUGACACUGCUCAAGGAACACAUGGUGAUGUCGUUCCCCAAGGAGCACAUGGUGAUGAGACUUUCACAAUGGACAACCCAGCAUCAUCAGACGUUCUGGAGCGUCAGACUGGACAUGACGAUGAUGUUAGUGUCGUUCCUCAAGGAACACAUGGUGAUGAGACUUUCUCUAUGGAGAUGGUAGCAACAACAGAAGUAGUGGAGCGUCAGGCCCGGUCUGGGAAUGGUGCCAUGGCUGUUUCCGAGAGAAGAGAGAGGCAGGCAGUGUCAACCAGAAUCACUGCAGGCCCUGACUUUAAAGGCAUCAUCGUACAAGACUCCUCAGAUGUCAAUCUGUCUCUAGGAGGUCAGAAUGCAGGAAUAAUGAAGUCAGACUCACCCUGCAAGCACACGGACGAAGAGAGGUCUUGGGUGGGCACGUACGCCACCGUAGAACUCCAUGAAGCCGUUAAGAAGUAUGGUUACAAGGCGCUUCAGUUCUUUGACGUUUGGCAUUUUGUCACCUUUGCAAAGCAUGACCCCGACACCCAGCAAGAAGUACUCUUUGACACUUAUAUCGACCGCCAUUUCAAGGAGAAGCUCAAAGCCAGCGGAUACCCCGAGGGAUGUACCGAUCACGACGUUUAG
Messenger RNA from Haliotis rufescens (red abalone), 807 nucleotides. RefSeq lists its product as uncharacterized. The transcript is spliced from 3 exons. Lineage: Eukaryota; Metazoa; Mollusca; Gastropoda; Lepetellida; Haliotidae. The record is from RefSeq and is a predicted model, not a curated record. The coding region runs from base 1 to 807 and encodes 268 amino acids.